Molecule: messenger RNA, 381 nt
Organism: Knipowitschia caucasica
Lineage: Eukaryota; Metazoa; Chordata; Actinopteri; Gobiiformes; Gobiidae
Source: the annotation of a GenBank genome assembly
AUGUUAUUUUUGGGUGGGGUUGUUUUUUUGUUUUGUUGUGGGGUGGGGUUGUUUGUUUUGGUUUUUUGGGGUUUUGGGUUUGGUUGUUUUGGGGUUGGAUUUUAUUGUGGUGUGUUGGUUUGGUGUUUAGGGGUGUUUGUGGGUUUGUGUUUUUUUGUGGGGUUUGGUUUUGGUUUUGUUGGGGGUUGUUUUGUGGAGGGGGUUGGGGUUGGGGUGGGUGGUUGUUUUUGUUUUUUUUGGGGUGUGGUGGAAUGUGAUGGUGUGGUGGGUGGUAUUUGGUUUGGUUUUUUGUUGUGGUUGGGGGGGGGGUGGUUUUGUGUGUUGUGGGGUGGGGGUUGUUUGGUGGGUGGGGGGGGUUAUUGGAUGUUUUUUGGGGAAUAG